Molecule: messenger RNA, 597 nt
Organism: Naumovozyma dairenensis CBS 421
Lineage: Eukaryota; Fungi; Ascomycota; Saccharomycetes; Saccharomycetales; Saccharomycetaceae
Gene: INA17
Product: Ina17p
Exons: 1
Coding region: 1-597 (198 amino acids)
Source: RefSeq, a predicted model, not a curated record
AUGUUUCUGAAGCACUUCUGUACAAAAGGCUCCACGAUAUCGAACGUGAGGAGGGUACUCCCCAUUAACAAUAGUCACUUUACAAAGAUUGCUUACAGAACUAUCACUAAUACACCUUACUAUCUGAAAUCAAAAAGAUCGAAACAUCAACAAAACAAAGUGGAGGUGAAUUCCUUAGAAGACUUAGUCAAAUUUGAUUCAUUAGAUGAUGUUGAUCCGGCAGUUAUUAAAAAGCUAAUAGAUGAAAAAACUCAAGAAUUGAAUUUAAAGGAUGAAUUGAAAAUGUUGAAGGAUUUCCAAGAAAAUGAAAAAUCUUUGACUAACAAGGAUAUACCAUUAAAGAAAUUUUGGAGACCAUUUUGGAUUUUCUUGCUGUUGAGUUCUUCUGUUUAUUUAACCUGUCAUUAUUUUUGGUGGAAGUAUAUGUAUGAAGAAAGAGAGAUUGACUUACAGAACCAGGUUAAUGAUUUAGAAUUCAAACUUAAGGAACUUAUGCGAAACGCUAACAUUAAUGGAGAAUUAAAUACGGAAAGAAACGUCUCUUUAGAUAAUUCUGAAGAAGUUGCUGCAAAGAAAAGAUGGUUCUGGAACAGAUAA